Messenger RNA from Cotesia glomerata, 3366 nucleotides. RefSeq names its product choline transporter-like 1 (gene Ctl1). Gene Ontology annotation, molecular function: transmembrane transporter activity. The coding region runs from base 183 to 2192 and encodes 669 amino acids. The record is from RefSeq and is a predicted model, not a curated record. NCBI's taxonomy places the organism in Eukaryota, Metazoa, Arthropoda, Insecta, Hymenoptera, Braconidae. Gene Ontology annotation, cellular component: membrane. Gene Ontology annotation, biological process: transmembrane transport. The transcript has 10 exons.
UGACUAUCUUCACUGUUAUUAUGUAUUUUUCAUCAAAAGAAUGAUCCAGUAUAAACGAAAUUUGUUUGAUGCUGUAUCGUCAGUAUAAAACUAAAUUUUAAAAUCCUUAGUUGUUGAAUAAUAGACUCUUAGAUCUAAGAAUUUAUGAAGCUGAUAUUUAAAAUAAGUUAACAAUAACAAAAAUGUGUUGCAAUGGAGAUGAUGAAGAUGAACAACAACCCGAACAUCCCAGAGUUCGAGGUUGUACUGAUAUUUUUUGGUUGUGUUUGUUUAUAAGUUUUUGGUUUCUUAUGAUCAUGAUUGCUGCAUUUGCUUUGGUGUAUGGUGAUCCUAUGAGGCUUGUCCAUGGUUACGAUAGCUUUGGAAAUACCUGCGGAACGAAAAAUACUCCUGCUACCAAACGAUCCGAUUUAUAUGUUUUAGAUAACAGCGAUAAGCCAUUAUUAUUUUUCUUUGACAUGAAUGAUCUUAAACAGUCAUUUAAAAUCUGUGUGAAAGAAUGUCCAAAUCGUUUGAUGGUAAAUAUCGAUAACAUUUGUCAAUUUUAUAAAGAUACUGGCUCACAAUUAUGUUUUGAUGACCCAAAGUUUGGGGUUAAUGCCUGUAAUUAUAACAAUCAACAUAACUUAACGAUGUGCCCAAAACCUCCAAUUUACGAUAGUACUCCAAUUUUAAAUCGAUGUGUGCCCAAAAUUGUUAAAGAUGUUACGUCGGGUCUUGUUUAUAAUUUAUAUGGCUUACUUAAUUCUUGGGAUGUUAUUGAACAAAUUUUGGGAGACUUAUACAAAACAUGGAGAGAAAUUUUAUUCUUAUCUGUUUUGGCCUUUGUAUUGUCAUUAUGUACAAUAGCAAUUUUUCACUUACUGGCUAGUUUUGUAACAUGGAUUGUUAUGGUGUUAGUUAGUGGAGCGUGUAUAUGUGGUACUAGUUUACUGUGGUGGACUUACGCAGAUAUUAAAAAAACCAUAAAUGCUACGAACCCAACUGAACUACUCGAAGAAUCUUUAAGAAAUGAAACUGCUUUUCUAGUAUUUUCAAUUAUUGCUACAGUUAUAACGAUCGUUAUAAUUUCACUUGUAUGUGUACUUCGGCGACGAAUAAGUUUUAUGGGUGUUCUUUUUAAAGAAAGUGCUAAAUGUCUAGCAGAAUUACCUGGAUUAUUUUUCCAACCGCUAUUAACAUUUUGCGCUCUUUUAUUAUUUUUUACCUUCUGGAUCACCAUCAUUAUUUGUCUCGCUACGUCAAAUCUUCCUGCUAAUAAAUCCAUUUUUAUGUUAAAUUCAUCUGGAAGUCCUACACUCAUCAAUCAACAAUCCGACUAUAAUACAGUGCUAGAAAGACAAACAUCUAAUUUAACUUUUAGAGAUAUUUCAAAACUCACUCUUGUUGAGUACGUUGAUGCAGUUUGGAUUAAAUACAUGUGGUGGGUAUACAUAAUAGCAUUAAUUUGGGUAUCUGAAUUUAUUAAUGGAUGCCAAAACCUUGUAAUUUCCGGUGCAGUUGCUCAUUGGUACUUCAGAGGUAAAGAAUCAAACUCGUCACCAGUGUGCUCUGCAAUUGGGAAAUUGGUUAGCUACCAUUUAGGUUCCGUUGCUUGUGGGUCAUUUUUGAUAACACUAUUUAAGUUGCCGCGAUUGAUUUUAAUGUUUUUACAGCAAAAAUUUGAAAAGACCAAAGAAACUUCAGUUUGUUCACAAUGUGGAUUAAAAAGUUGUAUUUGCUGUUUUUAUUGCUUAGAAAAAUUUAUAAGAUACAUAAAUCAUAAUGCUUAUACAGUUGUCGCUAUUGAAGGUGCAAGCUUUUGUCGAGCUGCUAAAAUUGCAUUUUCAACCAUUGUUAGCAAUGCUUUGCAACUUGCCGUCAUCAAUGGAGUCGGAGAUUUCAUUCUAUUUUUGGGAAAGGUCUUCGUAACAGCAGUCACAGGAAGUAUUGGACUUUUAGUUCUGAAACAAGACCCUAGAUUACAUUUUUAUGCAGCGCCUAUUUUAUUAAUAUGUAUUUUUGCUUUUUUCAUUGCGCACUGUGUCAUUUCACUUUAUGAAAUGAUAAUUGACACAUUAUUUUUAUGUAUUUGUGAAGAUAAAAAUCUUAAUGGUGAAAAUGGUAAAUGGCGACAAUCGAAUCUUAUCCAAAUUGGAUGUAACAACAUGAGUUCCAAUGGUCAACACGAGUUAGCUCCUAUGAAUCAAUAAAAUUAAUUUAUUCAUUUAUCUUUCAAUAUUCCGUCCGGGUGGGAACCCGAAAAAUUUAUUAUCUAUUUAUAAAUCUUUUUAUAAAAAUAUCUUUUAUUUUUGGAUAUUUUUUUUUUCGAUCUUCAAAAUCCGAUCAUUUAAAUCACAAAAAAAGUUUGAACUGAACUCUAGAGGCUUUUUGAAAACUAAAGACUUACAGAACUCAAAAGUUCAAUUUCAUUCAAAAUGAGCAUAUAAUGACGUGUAGCUUUGCCCCAGUUUGAUUUACGAACAAUUGUUAAAUGGUAAUCUUUUAGAGCACUGAAAAAUCUAUUUUAAAAAAGUCGGAUAAAUUUACAUUGUUAGUGCAAUACCUUACGGACUACAAAAGUUUAAAAAUUGAUUUUUUAACAAAAAUGAAAUUAAUGAAGGUGUUCGGUUGCAGAAAUAAGAUUAAUUCUUAUAGAAUAUUGGUCAGCAGAAGUCUGACUAUUUUUCGAUUUUAUGACUAUUUUUCUGAAAGUGACUCACAUGUUUAAAAGGCGUUGUUUGUAAUCAUAUAAAUAAUGUUUCUGAAAAGUUACAGGAAAAUUGUAAAAGUGGCGGAGCUACUUUUGGAAGAAUAGCCGGUUUUUUUUAAUUAGUAUCAAACAUAUAUUUUACAAAAUUGUAUUUAUAGUUUUUCUCGAAUUUUUACAUGUUUAUUUUUUACAAUGUUUAUUUCAAAAACAUUAAUUUUCUUUUAGAUUUGACUUCAAAUUUCAGCUAUCUCAUUUAAAAAAAUAUAUGGCUCAUGUAAACUAUAUUCCUGAAAUUUUUUCGGUGACUAGUUAUUGUUAAUGCAAUUAUCUUAAAAAUCAUUCUAAAAGAGAAAAUUGCACAGGAUUACUAACAUCAGCCAGUUUUGUCACAAUUUUGUGUCAACUUAAAAGUAGUUCCUGCAAAACUCAUAUAGUUAUGAGAGUCUUUAUUUGUGUCCGCGUGUCGGGAUGAAAUGAUCAACAAGUGUUACCCGAUUUUAAUGAAAUCAUCAAAGUAGAAUUCAUAUCUUAUAGUUUUACAAAUAAAAAUUCCAUCCUAUUUUUCAAAAAAAGAAGAAAUCGAUUUUCCCUAAUUAAUUUUUACUAAAAUGAUUCUGUAAUAUCAUAAAUGUAUCUGUGCAAUUUUCAGACAAUAUUUAUUAUACUCACAUUUA